Molecule: messenger RNA, 5192 nt
Organism: Amyelois transitella
Lineage: Eukaryota; Metazoa; Arthropoda; Insecta; Lepidoptera; Pyralidae
Gene: Blm
Product: recQ-like DNA helicase Blm
Exons: 21
Coding region: 115-4266 (1383 amino acids)
Biological process (GO): double-strand break repair via homologous recombination; DNA replication
Cellular component (GO): cytoplasm; chromosome; nucleus
Molecular function (GO): ATP binding; 3'-5' DNA helicase activity; nucleic acid binding
Source: RefSeq, a predicted model, not a curated record
AAAAAUAUCGCGGGCCGCGGUUAUAUUUUUUGUUUUCGUUGUUGCGCGUUUUCGUAAUUUUAUCAUGUUUAUGCCGUUUCGUUGAUAAAUAUUUGGUUUCAAACAUAAACAAUAAUGUCUCAGAGAGGGCUAGAUAAAAAAUACUCAUUAUUGAACUUUGUUAAGAAAACAAGCAGAGAUUCUAGCAGAAGCACCAGUCCCAGUGGUAGCAAUGAACCAACAACUGAGAAAAAAUCUAAAUUUGUAUGGAAAUCUAAAUCUACUACCACAGCCACUAAUUCAAGCAGUUCUUGGACACCACCAUUCAAGAAACUCACAAGUGAUAGUCUGCCACCAACUCUCACAUUAAGUCAAAAAGAGAACCAAGUACAUGUAUCGCCGUGCAUACUUCCUAGUGUGAAAGCCAGUAAUAAAGUGGAUGCCUUGAAAAAUAAUGAAUAUAGCAGAAACCAAGUUGACAAUAUAAGCAAUGACAUUUUUGAUGCCAUGGAUGUGGAUGACGAAGCCAACAGUCUACCUGAUGCUUUUCCAUCUAUCCAUAAAAUAAGUCUUGAAAAAUCUGAUAGGUCUAUAAGAAUAAGUGCCACUCCCUCUCCUCCCAAAACUAAACAUCCAGCAGAAACAAAGCCAACUCACGUUAAACCAGAGAAGAAUGUAACAACUCCAGUAAAAAGCAGUCCGCAGAAAGACAAGGAUCCUCUGAAGAACUUGAAACUAGAUGAUUCAAUUUCAAAGUUUUUGAGUAAAGUGUCACAAACACCAGCAUUGAAGAAAUUAAAGAGUAAAAGUACUUUAAAAUAUAAAGAUAUAGAUGAUUGUAAAACAAUGUACAUAGAAUUAUUAGAGAAAAUAAGCAAUGCUUUUGAUAGAAUCCCAAACUGUAUCAAAGAGAAGUUCCCCGGUUACGACAACAAGACUUAUACUAAAUUAAAACAUUUGAAAGCUAAAUUAAAGACUGCCAUACAACAAAAACCAGAAGAAGAGGAAUUAACACAAACUUUAGAAUCGCCGAUCAAAGAUAAUAGUCUUAAUAAAUCAAAUGGCUAUGAAAGUCCCUCUCUCCUUAACUAUGAUGAUGAUUUAGAAGACUUCGAUCUUGAAAGUAGUCAAAUCCGUGGUAUUAAGCCUUUGGAUAUUGAUAAAAUUAAAACUGACAUAAAAACAUCAACACCUGAUACAAUACAUUUUGACAGACCCAGUACAAGUAAAACAAUAUAUUCGGAUAUGAUGGCUAAGAAAUCUUUGUCAUUCGACGCUUUUUCACCUUGUAAUUCUUCCAAAAAUUUAGAUAAUAUUCAGUCUGAAAAUGUAUCAGAGUUAGAUACACCUGAAGGGUCAAAUAGGAGUAAAGGUAAAUUUGUGUUCAAGCGGCCAUCGCGAACAGCGGAAGAGCUUGGUAAUAAAUCUACCCCAGUUAGAGAUGUCCCUUCCAAUACAUUAGAAAGACUUAAAAGCGCUUCGGAGAAAUUGAAGCCUUUAGUGCAAGAAGAACCAAAGAAAAUAACACCAAUCGCAAAUAGCUCUGUAGAAUUUCAACCGCCGCAAUUUAGUAAGAGUUCUUUGCUUAAUUUCAACAAACCUUGUACAAUAGUUUCUCCUAUAGUGAAAGAAACUUCAUUAGUGGACGAGGAAGACGAUUAUGAAGUGCCACUUGAUAUGGAAGAUGACGUAGACUUACUAACGCCGGCUAAAGAUAGUGUUAUAAAUAUAAGUGACUCGAAUACAAGUCAAAAUGUUGAAGUGAUUAACAAUAAAGAGAUUCCGGUAGAUGACGAUGGGUGGCCGGAGUAUAGGAUAGAAGAUUUCGAAGAUGAAAUUGAACCAGUUACUAACGACAGUGACGUGAUAAAUUUGAUGGAGCAGACUGUUACUGGUGAGGAGAUGAAGCCCAAGUAUGAAGGGAUGGGUGAUUUCCAUGCUGGUACAAAGAAUGAUGGAAUAACAGGCGAAUUCGACGGUUUGGACUACCCCCACUCCGGUCUCAUGAUGGAGAUGUUCAAGGAGAAGUUUGGUCUCAAGGCCUUCCGUCCCAAUCAACUUCAGGUCAUCAACGCGGCUCUGCUCGGCAAUGAUUGUUUCAUACUUAUGCCGACAGGGGGCGGCAAAUCUCUGUGCUACCAACUGCCUGCCGUGUUGACGCCCGGAGUCACAAUCGUGAUAUCGCCGCUCAAGUCUCUCAUCUUGGAUCAAGUCAACAAGCUUCUGUCGCUUGAUAUACCAGCCGCUCAUCUCUCAGGCGACGUCUCUCUCUCAGCCUGUGACGAAGUCUACCACAAGCUAUCGAUGAGGGAGCCACUUCUGAAGCUGCUGUACGUGACCCCGGAGAAGAUCAGCAGCUCAGCCAAGUUCCAAAGCAUGCUGGACUCGCUCUACUCUAGGGACAAGAUCGCAAGGUUCGUGAUAGACGAGGCGCACUGCGUGUCGCAAUGGGGCCACGACUUCCGGCCGGACUACAAGCGGCUGUUCAUACUGCGCGAGCGCUUCCCCGCCGCGCCGCUCAUGGCGCUCACCGCCACCGCCGCGCCGCGCGUGCGCCUCGACGUCCUGCACCAGCUGCAGGUUAAGAAUUGCAAGUGGUUCCUGUGCAGCUUCAACCGGCCAAACCUGCAGUACAGGAUCCUGGAGAAGAAGCCCAAGAGCAUCAACCAGGAGGUUGCCAAUAUCAUCAAGGAGAAAUUCUUCAGGGACUCUGGCAUCGUAUACUGCCUAUCCCGCAAGGAGUGCGAGGCCGUGAGCGGCGAUCUGCGCAAGGUGGGCAUCCAGGCCGCUGCCUACCACGCGGGGCUGACGGACAAGAAGAGGGAGGCCGUGCAGGCUUCCUGGGUCGCUGAUAGGGUUAAAGUGAUCUGCGCGACAAUAGCCUUCGGCAUGGGCGUGGACAAGGCGGAUGUCCGGUUCGUGAUCCACCACAGCAUGCCCAAGUCCGUGGAGGGAUACUACCAGGAGGCGGGCCGAGCGGGCAGAGACGGCGAGCCGGCCGCCUGCCUGCUGUACUACAGCUACACCGACGUCAUCCGGUACCGGAGACUGCUGGACAUGGAACGCAACACGACCCCCGAAGCGAAGCGGGUGCACAUCGAGAACCUCCUCCGCAUGGUGGAGGUUUGCGAAUCUGUGACCGAGUGUCGGCGAGUGCAGGUGCUCUCUUACCUCGGGGAGAAGUUCCAGCGGGAACAGUGCAAAGCCAGGAGGGCUACAGCCUGCGAUAACUGCUUGAGGGAACACAACUUUAAGCCAGUGGACGUAACAGAAGAAUGCAAGCUGAUAGUGCGCGCGGUCCGCGACGUGUCGGCGGGCGGGCGCGCGCCGCACACGCUGCUGCACGUGGCGGACGCGCUGCGGGGCUCGCUGCAGGCGCGGCUGCGGGCGCUGCACCACACGCCCAUACACGGCCGAUGCAAAUCAUGGCCACGCAGCGAUCCCCAAAGACUUCUCCGACAGAUGGUAGUGCGAGGUUUGUUGGCUGAGAAACUUGUGGUCAGCAACGACAUCGCCAGCGCCUACCUCGUGCUGGGACCGAACGUUGACAAGCUAAUGAACGGCGGCCAACGAGUGUUGUUCCCUAUGCAAGUGUCGGACAAACCCAGUCUGACCGUCACCGCUCCAAAGCCGGCCAGCGAGGGGAACUCCACGGUGGAUGUAUUGAUAAAGAGGAUUGAAGAGAGGUGCUACGCGGAUUUGGUUGAAGCUUGCAGGGAGAUGGCAUCAGCUCGCGGCGCGUCCUUAGCCUCGGUGCUGCCUCAAGCGGCGCUGAAAGCAAUGGCGCGCCGGCUGCCGGAGACCGAGGGCGAGGUCCUGUCGCUCCCGCACGUCACGCGCGCCAACUACCAGAAGUACGGGGCGCAGCUGCUGCAGAUCACCGCCUCGUAUGCUGUGGAGAAAAUGGGACUCUUAAUGCAAUACCAAGACGAGUUAGAACAAGAGCCGCCGCCGGCCGCUCGUGCGCGCGCGCCGAGCCCCGGGUCCGGCUCCGACACGGACUGGGCGAACCUCGGGCGCGCCGACCGCAGCGGCGCCUCCGCGAGGGGCAGGCGCACCUACAGGGGCGGAGUGCGGAAGAAGUUCCGUCGCAAGAAGGGCGCAUCUUCAGCGAAAAAGAAAGCAAUUCGCGGCGCCUACAGCGGCCGCGCCCGGGGCGGCGCCGGCGGGAACACCAAACCUUUCACUGGCGGCGCCAACAACCUGGGCAGCAUGCCUGUUCCCAGGGGAACCGCGCUCAACACCCGCCCGGGGGUGUUCCAGAACUCUCGGGCGAGUUUCCUGUGAUGUGACAUGUCUUAACUUGUAUAAGAAAAAUUAAUUUGUACAGACAUUGUUAUUUUCCUGUGAUGUGAUAAAUGUAUGAACUUGUAUAAGAAGAAAUAAUUUGUACACACAUUGUUAUUGAUUCGAGUCACACGUUACAAUUUUUGAGUGUUCGCAGUGCGUAAAAAAAAUCUCUCUUGAACGUAACGUUACAAUUUCUCGUAAGUCACGAUUAAAAAAGAAAACGAAAUGGCGGCGCAGCGAUAUAGUAUUAUUACAUACGUACAUACAUAUGGUCACGUCUACAUCCCUUGCGGGGAGACAGAGCCUUGUCUUGAAAAGACUGAAUGGCCACGUUCAGCUAUUUGGCUUAAUGAUAGAAUUGAGAUUCAAAUAGUGACAGGUUGCUAGCCCAUCACCUAAAAAAGAAUCUCAAGUUUGUAAGCCUAUCCCUUAGUCGCCUUUUUCGACAUCCAUGGGAAAGAGAUGGAGUGGUCCUAUUCUUUUUUGUAUUGGUGCCGGGAACCACACGGCAUAUAGUAUUAUUAGUUUUCCAUAAAAUCAAUAAUAAUAUAAGACCAUAGAAAUAACAUAAAUAAAUGGUGAAUAUAAGGAAUGAUGUGUCCCCGUGUUUCGUUUCGUCCAGGAUUCAAGACUUUCAGCUUUUAAUCAGAAUCCCAGGAUUGAAGAGGUAAACAUAAAGAUCUCCAGUCUGACCUCAUAGCACAAUGAUGGAACUGAGAUUCAGAUAGCAAAUAUUUUGUGAGUUAGAUAUAAAACCCUUAACUUGCUGGUCGAGAUUAAUUUUAAGUACUUUUUUAUAUUACCUCAAACGAUUUUUUAGUGAUUAAAUUUUUGAAAUUAAAUCCUUUUUAUGUCAAAUUGCCCAACGAAUAAGUAUUAUUAAUUUAAUAUUAACGAAUUAAUAAAUUGAAUUGAUUUUUAAA